Messenger RNA from Paraglomus occultum, 921 nucleotides. Lineage: Eukaryota; Fungi; Glomeromycota; Glomeromycetes; Paraglomerales; Paraglomeraceae. The record is from the annotation of a GenBank genome assembly.
AUGUUGACAGAAUUUGAGAAACGUAUUGCUGAGAAUUACGACCGUGCACUACGGCUUGGUGCGCUUUUCUUCAUAGAAAACACUCUGUUAAUUUUGCCAACCGAUAGUGUGAAUUAUGAAGUUCGUUACGCACCUAGCUUGUUUAAGAAACCAAAAGCUGCUUUGCUACCAGAAGAGGAUGAACCAAGGAUAGAUCCAUUCGCGCCUUGGGAACCUGAUUUGUUUGUACAAGAGUAUGGAGAUUAUGUAGUGCUGCUGAACAAAUACUGCGUAGUUCCUCAUCAUUUAUUAAUAAUUACAAAAGAGUUUAGGCUACAGACAGAACCCCUUUAUCCAAAAGACUUGGCUGCUAUAUGGUAUUGUAUGUCCCACUUAAGUACCCCGUCGCUCGCCUUUUACAACUGUGGUGAAAUGUCUGGCGCCAGCCAGCUUCAUAAACACGUUCAAGUAAUACCUUUAGGGAUAAACUCGCCACCCAUUGAGACUUGUAUAGACGCGAUAAUAGAAAAACAUCCAGGCAGCAUUUUCGACUUGUCUCAAUGGCCGUUCGUUCACUGCGGGAUGUUUCUUGAUCAAGAAAAAAUGGUUCCGCCAUCCAAUCCGGACAGCAGUGAGCCUUGCUAUGAUCUGGUUGGCGAGUAUUUAGCUGAAGUAUUUCAUAGGCUUCUUGAUGAAACAAUUAGUCUACUGCGAGAGCUUGCCGACGGAUCGAUUUCAUUCAAGGGCCUCUCUUACAACUUCCUUAUGACGAAAAAAUGGGCGCUGAUGGUUCCAAGGCGUAAUGAGAACUAUCAUCACAUCUCUAUAAAUUCGUUAGGAUUUGCUGGAAUGAUUUUAGUAAAGAGGGAGGAAGACUUGGAGAUGGUUAGAAAUGUUGGGGUAUUAAACAUUUUGAAGGAAGUAGCAUAUCCCAAGACAUAA